AUGCCAUUGCUGAAUAGUGAUUUACGAAAAGAAUUUCUCGCAUAUAUCAAUCAACCUGAAUCAUGCGAAUUAUUUUACAUCUACAUGAAAUCGGAACAAUUGGCAUAUGUACUGGAAUUUUAUUUAGCGUGUGAUGGUCUAAAAAAUUUAGCUGAUGAUAAAAAAAAUCAAUGUGCUAUUAUUAAACUUAUUUUUAAACAUUAUUUAUCACAUGGAAAAUCUUUAUCAUCAUCAACGAUAUUUUCUCUGCCAGACGAUUUACUUUCGUCGAUAAAACAAUGUUUAACAAAACACGAAUUUCAUCUGAAAUUUUACGAUCAAGCACAAGAAUAUGUUCUUAAAUAUAUGUUACAAAUGUGUUAUCCGAAAUUUCUCAUUGAACAACAAAAUUCACCGGAAACAAAGCGGCAAGCUUUGACGGCACCGAAGUUCACGCCGAUGCAUCGUCGCUGUAUAUCAAUACGGAAAAAAGAUGUUUUCGAAAAAUUCAAACAGCAAUCAAAUCUUUCUUCAUUGGAAAGUUCGACCGUAAUCGCUGAUAAUCAAAUUGGAUUGAAUAGUUCAAAACAAUCACGAUCUACAAAAGUAAUAAAACAAGAAAAAAAUCUAUGUAGUCUUGCUCAACGAAAUCCAUCGGCAUUUUUCGAAGAAAUUAAAACUCGUUUAUUAGCAUAUCAAACUGAAAUUCCUGAUCUCAUGAUUGGCGAUGAUCCAUUCGCUGUUCUUGAUUUACAAAUAGCAAAAACAAUUGAUGAUGCUGAUAAUUUUCUAAAUGAAAGUUCGAUCGAUCAUUUUACAAGAUAUGAUUCAGGUGUGGGAACAGAUUCAUCAGAAAAAAAUUAUGAAACAUUUUGUACAAAAAGACAAUAUCCAUCAAUUGAUGUUAUAUGGAAUCCAUCACUCGAUAGUAACAAUGCUCUUCUAUCGACAAUUCCUCGUAUUUAUAAUAGAUUAACAUUUAAAGAAUUUCGACAAUUAUUUAAAAAACAAACAACAUAUAGAUAUUUCUUUAAAACAAUAUGUACGCCUGAUAUUAAUAAAGAGCAGUAUGUCUAUCGAGAAUUAACCAUGGACGAUGAAUUAGUACCAUUUUUUGAUGGAAAAAUUUUUGUACAAUUAGAUCGAAUCUAUUGA
Rotaria socialis is the source of this 1134-nucleotide messenger RNA. The record is from the annotation of a GenBank genome assembly. NCBI's taxonomy places the organism in Eukaryota, Metazoa, Rotifera, Eurotatoria, Philodinida, Philodinidae.